CUCGGGAGUCGCGGGCUGCGGCGGGCGCACGCGGGCCGGGCCGGGAUGAGCGAUGGCCUCGGUCAAGGUGGCCGUGAGGGUCCGGCCCAUGAAUCGCAGGGAAAAGGACUUGGAAGCCAAAUUCAUUAUUCAAAUGGAGAAAAGCAAAACGACCAUCACAAACUUAAAGAUACCAGAAGGAGGGACUGGGGACUCAGGAAGAGAACGGACCAAGACCUUCACCUACGACUUUUCUUUUUAUUCUGCUGAUACAGAAAGUCCAGAUUAUGUUUCUCAAGAAAUGGUUUUCAAAACCCUUGGCACAGAUGUCGUGAAGUCUGCGUUCGAAGGUUAUAAUGCUUGUGUCUUUGCAUAUGGGCAGACCGGAUCAGGAAAGUCAUACACUAUGAUGGGAGACUCUGACGAUUCUGGCUUAAUACCCCGGAUCUGCGAAGGGCUCUUCAGUCAGAUAAACGAAACCACCAGAUGGGAUGAGGCGUCUUUUCGAACUGAAGUCAGCUACUUAGAAAUUUAUAAUGAACGUGUGAGAGAUCUGCUUAGGCGGAAGUCAUCCAAAACCUUCAACCUAAGAGUCCGUGAGCAUCCAAAGGAGGGGCCUUACGUGGAAGAUUUAUCCAAACAUUUAGUGCAGAAUUAUGGUGAUGUCGAAGAGCUUAUGGACGCAGGGAACAUCAACCGGACCACCGCUGCCACUGGGAUGAAUGACGUCAGCAGCCGGUCUCACGCCAUCUUCACCAUCAAGUUCACGCAGGCAAAAUUUGAUUCUGAAAUGCCUUCAGAAACCGUGAGUAAGAUCCACUUGGUCGACCUUGCUGGAAGUGAGCGGGCGGACGCCACUGGUGCCACCGGGGUCCGGCUGAAGGAAGGGGGCAACAUCAACAAGUCCCUCGUGACGCUGGGAAACGUCAUUUCUGCCUUAGCUGAUUUAUCUCAGGAUGCAGCAAACCCUCUCGUAAAGAAGAAGCAAGUUUUUGUGCCUUACAGGGAUUCUGUUUUGACUUGGUUGUUGAAAGACAGCCUCGGCGGAAACUCUAAGACUAUCAUGAUAGCCACCAUUUCACCUGCUGAUGUCAAUUAUGGAGAAACCCUGAGUACUCUUCGCUAUGCAAAUAGAGCCAAAAACAUCAUCAACAAGCCUACCAUUAACGAGGACGCCAACGUCAAGCUCAUCCGUGAACUGCGCGCCGAGAUAGCCAGGCUGAAGACGCUGCUUGCCCAGGGGAAUCAGUAUCCUGUUCCAGAUGGCUGCUGUGGUUCAUUGAAAAUGCUGUUCAAGUCAGAGCUCCAUUUCUGUGUUGUUGAAAUUGCCCUCCUGGACUCCCCCACAGCCUUAAGUAUGGAGGAGAAACUUCAGCAGAAUGAAGCCAGGGUUCAAGAAUUGACCAAGGAAUGGACAAAUAAGUGGAACGAAACCCAAAAUAUUUUGAAAGAACAGACUCUGGCCCUAAGGAAGGAAGGGAUUGGGGUUGUUUUGGACUCCGAGCUGCCCCAUCUGAUCGGCAUCUAUGACGACCUUCUGAGCACUGGCAUGAUCCUGUACCACCUGAAGGAAGGUCAGACAUAUGUCGGCAGAGAAGAUGCUUCGACAGAACAAGAUAUCGUUCUUCGCGGCCUCGGCUUGCAGAGCGAACACUGCAUCUUCGAGAGCGUUGGGGGGUCGGUGACUCUCAUCCCCCUGCGCGGGUCCCAGUGCUCUGUGAACGGCGUUCAGAUCCUGGAGGCCACACACCUCAACCAAGGUGCCAUGAUCCUCUUGGGAAGAACCAACAUGUUUCGUUUUAACCACCCAAAGGAGGCGGCCAAGCUCAGGGAGAAGAGGAAGAGCGGCCUUCUGUCCUCUCUCAGCUUGUCCAUGAGCGACCUGUCCAAGUCCCGCGAGAACCUCUCCGCCGUCAUGCUGUACAACCCAGGUUUUUUCCCUAUAAAAGGACCCAUUUGUCUAAGACUUGAAUUUGAGCGGCAGCAACGUGAAGAGCUUGAGAAAUUGGAAAGUAGAAGAAAACUCAUAGAAGAGAUGGAGGAGAAGCAAAAAUCCGACAAGGCGGCGCUGGAGCGGUUGCAGCAGGAGGUGGAGACGCAGCGCCAGGAGACGGAGAUGGCGCAGCGGCAGAUCCGCAAGCAGGAGGAGAGCCUCAAACGGCGCAGCUCGCACCUGGAGAGCACGCUCAAGGACCUGCUGGCCGAGAAGGAGCGCUUCGAGGAGGCGAGGCAGCGGGAGCAGCAGGAGACGGAGCUGCAGAAGCAGCAGCGGGAGGAGGAACGCUUCCUGCGUGUCCAGGAGGAGCUCCAGCGCCUGCAGGAACUCAACAGCCACGAGAAGGCCGAGAAGGUCCAGAUCUUUCAGGAGCUGGAGCGACUCAAGAGGGAAAAGGAGGAGCAGUACGCCAAGCUACAGCAGGAGAAGCAACGGCUGGAGGAGCAGGAGCGGGAGCAGGUCUUGCGCGUGGCGCAGCUGGAGGCGCAGCUCCGCGCGAAGCAGCAGCUGCUGCGGCCGCCGCAGCAUGGGGAGGUGCAGCGCGCAGCCGAGGAGCGCCGGCACCUGGAGGGCAUCCGCGCCGCCCUCCUGCGUGCCAGGGAGGCCGGGGCCGAGGGGGGCGGCGACAGCCCGGAGCUCGAGCAGGCGCAGCUGCGGUUCUUAGAGUUCAAGCAAAGGCAGCUGGCCACGCUGGCCAACAUGGAGAAGGACCUGAUGCAGCAGAAGGACCUCCUGAAACGGGAGGUGGAGGAGGACUGGGAAUUCCUCCGCGAGCGCGUACCAUCUGGCAGCCAGGAAGAAUUGAGGGGGUCGGAAAAGGAGGAGGAGGGUGGCGCGGACAUCCUCUGGGCGGCCGGAGUGGUGGAGCGGACGCAGCCGGCAGAGGGCAGGCUGCAGUGUAAGAAGCGUCAGCUCCAGGACCUCCUGCAGCAACAUUUGCCCAGGCUGUCGGAGGAGAAGCAGAGAGUCCGUGAGAUCCUCGAUCGAGGUCCUCUCGACCUGGACAACACUUUGUACCUAGUGGAGAAAGAGAUGGAAGAAAAGGAAGAGCAGCUCGCGCAGUACCAGGCCAGCGCCAGCCAGCUGCAGAAGCUGCAGGCCACCUUCGAGUUCACGGCCAACGUGGCCCGGCAAGAGGAGAAGGUGAGGCGGAAGGAGAAGGAGAUCCUGGAGUCCCGAGAGCAGCAGCAGCGAGAGGCGCUGGAGCGCGCGGUGGCCCGGCUGGAGAGGAGGCACUCCGCGCUGCAGAGGCGCUGCGCCCGGGCCGCUGGCAGCGAGCAGGCCGGGCAGGAAGCCCUGGAGAAGGACCGGGAGAGGUUAGAGCAUGAAAUCCAGCAGUUGAAGCUGAAGAUCUGUGAGGUUGAUGGUGUUCAAAAAGGGCAUCGUGGGACCUUAGAGGGAAAGCCUGCUGCUUCCAGCUUCCCAUCCAGUCCAGAAAAAUCUCACCUGGUCCCUCUGAUGGAUGCGAGGAUCAAUGCGUACAUUGAAGAGGAAGUCCAGAGACGCCUUCAGGGUCUACACCACGUGGUCGGUGAUGGCCGCAGUGAACCUGCGGACGCUGUGAAGGAUAAUGAGAAACUCCACAAUGGUACCAUUCAACGUAAGCUAAAAUAUGAGCGGAUGGUUUCCCGCUCUUUGGGAGCAAAUCCAGAUGACCUGAAGGACCCCAUCAAAAUCAGUAUCCCCCGCUAUGUUCUCUGUGGCCAAGGGAAGGACGAGCACUUCGAGUUUGAGGUCAAGAUCACUGUCCUGGAUGAGACGUGGACCGUGUUCAGACGUUACAGUCGUUUCCGGGAAAUGCAUAAAACACUGAAACUGAAGCAUGCAGAGCUUGUGACCCUUGAAUUCCCUCCAAAGAAACUAUUUGGAAACAAGGAUGAACGUGUGAUUGCUGAGAGGCGAAGUCAAUUAGAGCGGUACCUCAGGGACUUUUUCAGCGUGAUGCUCCAGUCGGCCACGUCCCCGCUGCACAUCGAGAAGGUGGGGCUGACACUGUCCAAACACACCGUGUGUGAGUUCUCGCCAUUCUUCAAGAAGGGUGUCUUCGACUACAGCAGCCACGGGACAGGGUAGGACUGGAGACGGAACCUCGCCACACAGUGCCUUCUCAUCCGAGCAGCCCCCGACCAGGGGCCUGGACCCCUCACCGCCUCCUCCGAGUGCCUGAGCAGAGCCAGGGCCAUGCUGGCCACGGUGACAUUGAGUGGCGGCUGUCCCUGCCCGUCUUGGGUGAAUGUGGCCUUCUCAUUGUGUGCAGUCUGUCCUGGAGGCUCCGUCACCCUGGGCCCCUGGAGCUGAGCCAGCCUGGGGCUUCCCUGAUGGGUGGCUGGUCAGACCUCCCCAAUGACUUUCAUCUGGUUUCCCCUUUUACCAGAAUACUCUUUAUUUUUUUUAAUAUCCCUUCCAUGUGGCUGGCUGUAUCCCAAGAAAAGCAUUUUAAAUUAUUUCAUUGUAUUUUCCGUUUUCCCCAUUUGAGGCUGAACUUUUUGUAUAAUCCCUAAGCACCGAUGUUUACACAGAAUUUCACAUUCUGCAAAGGGGAUUUUCAAUCCAAUCACGACUGGAGUCUUCCAUGCUUGACACAUUGGAUGUAGGUUACAUCAGCUUCUAUAAAUCCAUUGAAAUAGGAUAUUUGUUCAAUCUUGAAUAUUCAAGAAGUUUUUACCAAAUGGCUGUCCUGCAUGUUCAAGCUUUCUCUGCUAAGCACAAAAUGAGCUCCUCAUUGAAUGCAUAUUUUUAAACAUUUUGCUCACAUUUUUGUUACUGAAUCUGCUGGAUCUUAAGCUGCAAGACUAGAAUUUACUGUAGUUUAUUAACGAUCUCUUAAAUCACUCAGGACUUAAUGUAGCAUUGUACAUCCACGUACAAGUAAAACUGCUUUGUUUUACUAAAGAGAA
Messenger RNA from Budorcas taxicolor (takin), 4872 nucleotides. It is a transcript of the gene KIF16B, whose product is annotated as kinesin family member 16B. Bases 53 to 4048 code for a protein of 1331 amino acids. Lineage: Eukaryota; Metazoa; Chordata; Mammalia; Artiodactyla; Bovidae. Gene Ontology annotation, biological process: microtubule-based movement. The record is from RefSeq and is a predicted model, not a curated record. Gene Ontology annotation, molecular function: phosphatidylinositol binding; microtubule motor activity; ATP binding. The transcript has 28 exons.